This is a messenger RNA of Populus nigra (black poplar), 477 nucleotides long. RefSeq lists its product as uncharacterized. Gene Ontology annotation, molecular function: fructose 1,6-bisphosphate 1-phosphatase activity. The transcript is spliced from 6 exons. Gene Ontology annotation, biological process: fructose 1,6-bisphosphate metabolic process; fructose metabolic process; sucrose biosynthetic process. The record is from RefSeq and is a predicted model, not a curated record. Lineage: Eukaryota; Viridiplantae; Streptophyta; Magnoliopsida; Malpighiales; Salicaceae. Gene Ontology annotation, cellular component: cytoplasm; cytosol. The coding region runs from base 1 to 477 and encodes 158 amino acids.
AUGGCAGUUUCUCAGGAAAUGCGCUCCUGGGUUAAGAACACAGAAAAUUCUUCUACAACUGGAAUUGUUACUGAAGAUACCACUGUAACUGAAGAUUUUGGGGCAACCUUGCAAGCUACCAUCACUGAUCAUCAGUUUUGCGAAGGAGUUCGAUGCAAAGCUGUGGAAAUUACAGCAGCUGAAUGGGACAUCAAAGAAGAGAAGAGAAAGAAGGGCCUGUCAAGUGGCCGCACGGAAAUUGUAGCAACAGAUGAAGAAGAUAUACCUGUUGCAAGGAUGCUUCUAUAUGGUGGCAUCUAUGGAAACCCAAAGAAAAAGGACAGUAAAAAUGGGAACUUAAGGCUACUGUAUGAAUGCGCACCUAUGAGUUAUAUUGUGGAACAAGCUGGUGGAAAGCAACAGAUGAUACACCAACGCACACCGAUUUUCUUUGGAAAUUCAGAUGAAGUGGACAAACUUCUUCAGUAUCUUGCUUGA